AUGAUCACUCUAGCAUGUGUGCUCACGGCGCAACAUCCAUCGUUAUCGGGUGACACCUCUUCCCAUACUUUGUCGCUGCGGGUGGCGUUCUUCUACACCUCCCUAUACCUCAUCGCCAUCACGCAGGGCGCAGACAAUCCAAAUGCAUUGGCCUUUGCCGCUGACCAGUUCGAUUCCAACCACCCCAGGGAAUGCGUCGCCCGUAGCUCCUUGUUCAACUGGUGGUACUUCUCACUGGCUGUAGGUAUCACUAUUUCUGUUGGUGUAGUCGGCUACAUACAGGAGAACCUUGGCUGGGGAAUUGGGUUUGGCAUGCUCUGCACCAUCAUGCUCGGUGCCUUAGUUGUCUUCUUCCUUGGCACCCCUACAUACCGCUUCUAUGCACCCACUCCCGGUGCUGAGAACCCCUUUGCCCUCCUUGCUCGUAGCCUUGCCGCGCUAGCCCAACAUGACAAUGCCACUUCGAGCUCAUUGCUUGGUAACAAAAAAGAAUACCAGGUAGAACAGAAAGAGGAUGCGGUAAAAAAGGAGGAGGCGCGUGGCAUAGUACGGUUGCUGUCAAUUUGGGCGGCAUGCCUGGCAUAUGGUGUGGUGUUUGCGCAGUUCAUGACACUCUUUAACAAGCAGUCCCGCACCCUGGACCGCCGCAUCUUUGGCAGCCUGGAGUUACCGCCGGCGGCGCUUCAGAUGUUAGGGCCUGCAACAACUCUGUUGUUCGUCCCUAUAUAUGAUUGUGUGCUGGUGCCGAUGCUGAGGCACGCGACAGGCACCCCGUCGGGUCUGACGCUACUACAACGUGUUGGCACGGGCAUGACAUUGACCCUGGCUACGAUGUUGGUGGCGGCAUUGGUGGAAACACGACGCCUUGAGACAGCACGCGAGCAUGGGCUGGUGGACAAUAUUGACGCAACAGUGCCAAUGUGCUGGGCGUGGUUGGUGCCACAAUAUGUUUUGAUCGGGGUGGCAGGCGUGUUCGCGGAAGUCGGGAUGCAGGAAUUCUUCUACGACCAGAUGCCCGGUGAGCUACGCAGCUUGGGCAUGUCACUCUACUAUAGCGUGAUCGGCAUGGGUAACUUCAUCAGUGGCGCUCUGAUCUCCCUGAUCGACCGCAUCACCAGCCGCGGUGGUGGCGACAGCUGGUUCGCGGACAAUCUCAACCGUGGGCACCUCGACUACUUCUACUGA
Triticum turgidum subsp. durum (durum wheat) is the source of this 1185-nucleotide messenger RNA. Lineage: Eukaryota; Viridiplantae; Streptophyta; Magnoliopsida; Poales; Poaceae. The record is from the annotation of a GenBank genome assembly.